AAAACACAUCAUGGCCAAGAUGCCUGCAGCUCUUAAUUGGGAUAAAAUGUUGAGAAUUGACCCAGAAACCCUCAAUGAACGCGACAAAGACGAAGUGGAUAAGGUCUUCGAUCUGUUAGUUUUGACAGAAGAAUGGGGUGUGAAGGAUAAAGCUCCAGAGAACAUUAUUCAAGUCCUCAGGGUGUUUCAAUCCCUCCUGAAGAUUAGAGAUCGAGAACUUUCUGUUGCCUUCGACUUUAUCGAUGACAUUGGUGUAAAACAUGCUAGAAAAGAAAAAGAACUCUUGGCUAAAGUGUCACAGUUGGAACAAGAACAGAAGCUCCACAGCACUGUGCAGAACACCGGCUUUAUUAGAGAUCAGAUUUGGCACCUUGAGACCCAGUUGGAGCAAAGGGAGAAUGAGGUGACCCAGUUAAAGAAAGAAAUGGGGAAGGAAAAGAAAACCAAUGAGGAGUUGGUUGUGCAAGUAGAGAAGGCUGAGGAAGUCAUCAAGAAGCUGAAAAGAGAGUUAGAAAAGCUUAAGAGGAAGAAUGAGCAGCUCCAGCAGGAUGUGGACUUUUAUCGCGGAGAGCUGGACCAGAAAGAGCCUAUGUCUUCAAAAGAUGAGAAUGCUGAGACUCAGAGGAAGCUCAACCUUGCCAACCGCCAGCUUUACCAAUGUUUAGAAGACCUGCAGCGAGCAGAAGAUGAAAACACACAUCUGAAGACUGAGAAUAUGCAGAUGCAGAGAAGCCUGGAGGAAUCUGUGAAGGAGAUGGAGAAGAUGACGGAUGAGUACAAUAAGUUGAAGAUUGUGGUGCAGCAGACUGACUCCAUUAUGGACCAGCUUAGGAAGGAGCGAGAUCAUACAAAGCUUCAAGUCAGAGAGUUAACAGAUAAGAUUCAUAGCAUGACUGAAGAGAACGACCCUAUUAUGGCAGCUGUCAAUGCCAAAGUGGAGGAGUGGAAGCUAGUGCUGUCUGGGAAGGACGAUGAAAUUUUGGUGUACCAGCAGAUGAUUCGUGACUUGAGGGAAAAGCUGCGUUCAGCACAGCUGGACUUGGACAAAAGCAACAUUCUGGCCUUGCAGCAGGUCAUAUAUGAGCUCUGCGCUGCUGUCCAAGAGCGUGAUAAUCAGAUCAAGAUGCUGAGUGAGCAGGUGGAGCAGUAUACAGGGGAAAUGGAGAGGCACACCCUACUUAUUGAGGAGCUAAAGACAUCUACGAAGAAAGACAGAGGCCUCCCACCUACCUUACAGCAGAAGAAAAUGGAGGGGCUGAAGUUAAAGCUAGAAGCUGCAGAGACAAGAGCAACGGAAGCAGAGCAUGCGGUAAAACUAGCAGAAGCUCAUGCUGAGGAAAAAGACAAAGCAGUUAUUGAGGCUUCAAACCGCUUGAGCCAAUAUGAGUCUGGCACUUAUGGCCUGGAAGCAGCCAUUGCAGAGAUCAAAGAGUGUAAAAAUCUAAUUAGAGAGAGAGAAUGUGAGGCAGAGGCCAUGACCAAAGAGAUCAACCAGCUUGAGAUGAGAAUCAAUGACCUCAUGGACGAAAACGAAGGUUUUAGAGAAAAACUAGGUCUGGAACCAAAGCAGGAAGUGGAUCUGACAGAGUUUAGGCGUGCCACAGAUCUCAGACAGCGCCGGUACAAAGCAGAAAACCAAGUGCUCACCAAAGAGAUUGAACGACUUGAAGAGGAAAGACUGGAAUUAAAGAAACAAAUCAGACGCAUGGUGAAGGAAAGAGCUGUGUCUACAGGGAUUCCACAGUCAAGCUUACUGCUGGAGGAAGAUGUUAGACCGAGCAGGGCGGCACAGCUGUCGCUCAAUCAGAGUGGCAUGUACACAGAUGAAGAAACCAGGCGCAAAAAUGAGUACCUUGAAAAAGAGUUAAGCAAAAAGGAGCGAGAGCUGGAACUUCACCGGACCCAGUUUCAGGUCAAAUUGGAAGAACUUUCAAAGGUGAAAAAAGAUCUGGAGGCUGCUCUGAAAGAUGUCCUUCAAGCAAUGAGGAUUAAUCAAGAGGCUGUUUCUGUUCCUAAUCUGGAAAGGUUGGCCAAUGCUUUAGAUGUCAGUGGCAUGGGUGGCCAGUCUGAGUCAGCCCCACACUUCAGGUCCCAAAUACACCAGCUGGUGGGGAGAAAUGAAGAACUGAGGCAGGAGCUAAAAUCAGCUCGUGAGGAGGCAACCGACAGCUUGAGUCAGCUUGCCAGAGCCAAAGAAAAGAUAUGCCAACUUGAAAGUGAGUUGGAGUUGCUCAGGAAGUCUGGCAGUAAUGGAGUCGUCCUCAGACCUCUGACCCUUCCCGAGGGCCUGGAGCCCAGCAGCACUGAAGUCAUCAGUUCCCUGAAUGAGUACGCCGUUCGACUCCUUCAGGAGCUCAAAAACAAGGAGGAAAAAAUGCAGAAACUUGCAGGUGCUCUGGAAGAAUACAAGGAGAAGUUUUCUGUUAUUAGCCAUCAACAGGGACUUCUCUACAAAGAGUACCUGAGUGAGAAGGCAAAGUGGCAGAAGGAGAAGGAGACAUUCACAGAGAUGAAGAACAGGCUGGACAAACAAAAGCAGGUGGAUGACGUUAAAAUCAAAGAGUUCAGUGAUCUGCUGGACACACUUCAGAAGGAUCCAGAGGACAUCAGAAGACAGCUGAGUGAAGCAAUUCGUAAGCUGACAGUGCUCAAAGUUAAUGAGAAGAAACUGGCGCGACGCUACACAACCCUGCUGGAACAAGAACAGCACCUCCGCAAGGAAAACGGCAAGCUAAGAGAUGAGAGCAGCCAGAUGCAGGUUUCGGUCACUCAGAGGAUAGGUUACCUUCAGAGAUACAAGGAAAUGGCUGCAUAUAAAAUAGCAGCACUACAGAAAGCUUUGGAUGAUAGUGUGCCCUCAUCAGACCUGGAGAAGGCUAACAAACAGUACACAGAGCUAACAGUCAAAUACAGAAACAUGCUACAGAGAGACAGCCACCUCAUACAAAGAACCACCAACUUAGAACAUUUGGAGAGUGAGAAUGAGUCUCUCCGAGAACAAAUCUCUGCCAUGAAUAAAGAACUGGAGAUCACGAAGGAGAAACUUAAUACUUUAGAGCAAAGAUGGGAGAACAUCCCUUCAACAGGAGAAGAAAAUGAGAUGGAUAAGGCAGAAAAGGCAUCACUCAACAAUGAGAUGAUAUCUGCUGCAAGACGAAUCACCACUUUAGAGAUGAAGGAGCUGAAUGAGAGGCAGAGAGCUGAGCAUGCCCACAAAAUGUAUGAGCACGUGAAGAACUCACUUAAGCAGGUGGAGGAGCGCAAUGUGGAACUGGAAUCCAAGUUUGUGGAAUUGACUAAGAUGAAUGUGGAGGCCCAAAGGCUUGAGCGGGAGCUGAGAGAUGAGCUGGCAAGCAGCGUGAGCAAAGCUGCGAGCGAUGCAGACAGAGCCAAGAUUGCAGAGCUGGAGAAGGCAGAGGCUGAGCUUCGCAAUGAGGUUUCUAAGCUUCAGGAGGUCUCUGAUGUGGCUGUGACACAGGUGUCUGCUCUACAGGCCAAACAAAAAAGCAACGAAAAAGAAGUGGAAACUUUGAGGAGGCAAAUAUUGGACUACCAGUCGCAGUCAGACGAGAAGGCCCUCAUUGCAAAGCUUCACCAGCACAUUGUGGCUCUGCAGCUCAGUGAGUCAGAUGCUUUGGGAAAACUUGAGGCUGCCACCAAUCACAUCCAGCAGUUGGAGGCCUACAAGCUGCGAGCUGAACAGCGGCUCGAUGCAAGUGAGCGUACUCUGUUUCUCGCUCGCCAAGAGGGCAGAAACCGCUCGAAGCACCUACGGCAGACUAUCCAGUCGCUCCGUAGGCAGUUUGCAGGUGCGUUGCCACUUCCUCAGCAGGAAAAGUUCUCUUUGACCAUGCUGAGCCUCCAGGAGGACCGAGCAAAAGCUCAAGAGGAGAAAAAGAGGGCAGAGCAGGAGAGCAAGAGAGUGGAGGGAAGGGCAGAGGAGCUGGAAUUAAAGCUGCAAGGGCUGGAAGAGCUCGUCUCAACCCUAAAGGAUGUGAAAGGGGCCCAGAAGGUCACUGAGUGGCACAAAAAGAUGGAGGAAACUCGCCUGCAGGAGCUCAGGAAAGGCAGGGAACUGGUGGUCCAGAAGGAGGAGAUAAAAUAUCUCUGGAACCUUGUAAAGGAACAGGAACAAACCAUCCACUCACUGGAAGAGGAUAUUGUUCAGCAAAAGACUCUUCACGAAGAAUGCCAGCUUGCAUGGGAUCAGCGAGAGGUGGAGAUGGAGCGUCAGCUGGACUAUUAUGAGAAGCAUCAGGAUGAAAUUCUGAGCAAUGCAGAAAAGCUUGAUGAAGGUAAAGGAUGGCUACCAGACCCAAGUCUACCUCUUGCUCGUCAGUUAGAGUUUACCUUGGGAAAAAUCAGAGAGCAUGUCCGCACCAUUUUGGAGACACAGGCCACGUGCAGAAGUUUGGACAAGAAAUUGAAAGAGAGGGAAGCAGCUCUGUGGAAGGCAGAACAGAACAUCGUGUCAAGGGAUAAAGUAAUCAACGAGCUGCGUCUGCGGCUCCCAGCUGCUGCCGACAGAGAACGGCUGCUAGCCGACCUUGCCAAACAUGAAGAGGGGCAGUCAGACAGACAGUCUGCCCUCAAGCUGGCUCACCAGACCAUCAAAGACCUGCAGGAUCGACUUGACAAAAAAGAGGAUAUAAUAAAGAAAUACCAGAACCAGCUGGCUCAAGCUAGACAGGACCAAGAGGAACUGAUAAAGAGACAUCAGGAGGAGAUGAAGAUGUUGCACGAGAAGCUGGACUUGCACACGGACACCUCGCUGGAUCGCUUCAGACAGACAGCGAUGGAGUUGAUGAAAAAGCCCACCUUAAGGGUACCAACCUCCAAACACGUGGAGCGUCUGGCUGAGCUAGAGCAAACAGUGGCCGAGCAAGACAUUUCACUUUGCUCUCUCACUGAGAAGCUGAAAGUGACCACUGCUGAGCUGGAGCGACUGAAAGCUACCAUGGAAACAGAGGCUAAGAGACACGCUGGCGAGACGUCAAAGUUGGAGGAAUACCAUGUCAGCCAGGUGAAAGCUCUGACUGCGGAGAAUGAGGAUCAGAGGAGCCAGAUGGCCCAGAUGGAGAAGGAGAUGAAUGAUCUUCGAGCUGAACUGGAGGCCCAGAAGGAGGCUAAUGUCCGCUCCCCCAGUAACACCAUGAAAAAUCUAAUGGAACAACAGAAGGCACAGCUCACCCAGAAAGAGAAACAGCUAAAGGCUCUUAGUAAGGUUCUGUUGAACCUGCGUGCGGAGAUGACGUCUGCUGCAGAACAGCAAGUUAUAGCAAGUGCUGCACAGAAAGAGGAAAGUCUGAAUGUCCAGAUGCUGAUUGACAGACAAACCAAAGACCUUAAGGUGCGAAUGCAAGAACUCAGUGAAGAACUUCAAGCUGCAAAAGAGUCUGCCAAAUCAGCCAGAGGCCGCGAGAGCUCCUUGAAAGAGGAAGUGGACAGGCUGAACCAAGACAUCCAGAAAGCUCAGAAAACCCAAAGGCGUCUGCAAGCUGAGAAGGAGGCGCAAGAACAAGAAAUCGAGGAACUCAAGCAGCAAAUCAAAAGGCUCACCAGCGCUCUUCAAAGCCAACGAGAAGCAGAUGGAAAGCGACCAACUAUUGAGAAUCUGCAGAAGAAGAUCUGGAGACUGGAGUCUGACUUGGAGAAAAGAGCUGAAAUAAAACAUGUCAAAGACGAUCACGGAAAGACUAAAGAAGAAAUUGUACGAUGGGAGGAGGGCAAGAAAUGGCAGGCCAAGAUGGAGAAGGUCAAAAAUUCACUGAAGGAGAAGGAACGAGAGAAUGAAUCCCUCUCAAAACAGCUCAGCACUCUUAAAGACCUCUAUGCCAGGCUGGAACAAGAGAAGAGUGCACUGCAGAAAAAGCUGAAGGCUCGAGGGGUCACUGCUGAUCAGGUGGUGGGCGUGCGAUCCACUGAGAUGGAGAAGGAGAUGCAGGAGCUGAAGAAGAGGAAUUCAGACCUGGAGACAGAGAUUCUCACUAUAAAACAGCAACAGGCUUUACCGCGUGACGGUGCCAUUGAGGAUAUGAUGCUGAGAAACCGCUUCCUGGAGGAGAGACUCCGUUCCUUAGAGAGCCAGGUUAUCAAAGAAUCUCCAUCAAGACCUUCUGGAAAAAGCAUCUCUUCUCAGACUCUAAGAGAGAUUCGUUCUGCUACUUUUGAUGUGGACAAUGGGUCAUGUGAAGAGCAUGUAGGUUCCUGUCCUGUCGAAUCCUGCAGAAGCCUUCUUAGCACUGAAACUGCUGAAGAUACCUUUGACCAACAGAGGGAGCCAAAGCAGCCUUGGGUGAACAGAGAAACCCAGACCAGCUGUGCAGAAGCAGAUUAUGUUCACAGUAAGCAAGCGCAACCAAGCUCUGAAGCUCCAGGCUAUCUCGAACCAGAUGUGACCAGAGAAGUAGAUCUUAGAACUGAUAAUGCUGAAGAUGAUGAGAAACAAAGCGAAGGUGACAAUUUAGAAGGCACAGAAGAAAUUCAUUGUGGCUCUAAAGUUCAUACACCUGAAGACAAGGAAGAAGAACAGGCCACAAAGGCAAGUGAGCCUGAUGAACUGUCAGGAAGACCGGGAUCGGUUAUAUCACCUCCUCCAGCAGAGGCAGUUACAGAUGAUGAAAUGAGUGAAGCGCCAAAUAAAGAGGCUGUUGGCGACCAAGACUAUCAAAAUACAGAUGAUAAUGAUUAUGAUGUGGGAAUCGCAUCAGAGAAGUCACAGCAGGUGGACGAAUGGGUUACACAGAAACAUGAAACAACAAAGAAUGCAACUGUGGAAAAUCCAUUACAUGAAGAUGAGGACCCCAGCUCUAUUCAUACCAAACACUUCAUCAGGAACAAGAUGGAUCAUGAAGUACAAAAACGUGAAGGCAAAUCUGUGAGCUGUCGAAAGACUUCAGGACGAGGCACCAAUACUCCAUCAGAGAGAGAGCAGGACUGCCAAAAAGAAAACCUCAAGCUGGCCUCUGAGAACCUGGAGCUGCGCUUUCAGCUGGAGCAGACCAACAAAGACCUGCCGAGGCUCAAGAAUCAAGUUGCGGACCUUAAGGAGAUAUGCAACGCACUGAAAAAGGAAAAGACAGAGGCAGAAAAAAAGCUGGCUCAUAUACGUGGAGGUGGUCACAGUGGUAAAACGGUGCCUGAGCUCGAGAAGACGAUUGGAUUGAUGAAGAAGGUGGUGGAGAGGGUGCAGCGGGAAAAUGAAGCACUGAAGAAAUCCAGCGCCACUGUGAAUCAAGACAAAGUCACUGCCCUGGAGAAAGAAAAUAUUAAGCUAAAGGCCGACUUUGAAACACUGAAGCGUGAGGCUGAAACUGAGCUGAAUUCCAAACUUGAAUCCAAAACCAAAGGACUGGAGAAAAUAGUGAUUGAAAAUGAACGUCUUCGAAAGGAGAUUAAAAGGGAAAUGGAGGCUGCAGAGAGGCUGAGAGUGACCAAGAUGACACUAGAAGUGACAAAUGAGAAGCUUGAGGCAGAGCUGGAAGACAUCAAGCAAAGACUGAGGGAAGCUCUGUCCAGGCCCAUUACAGAGGGGGUGGACACUAAGACCAUGAAGUCAUCUGUGGUAACCAGGAUGUUUGAGAACAAGAUGAAGGAGCUGGAGAAGGAACUCUCCCAAAAGAACAUCCGAUUGUCUGAACUCAAACAACAGCUGAAAGAGAUGACAGAGCGGGAGGAGAGAGCUCAGAUAACAAUACGACAACUCGAGGAUCAGGCUGACGUGUUAAAAACCUUUCCUGCUGUUGGAAAAGGUGAUGCAGGAAGCAGCAAGGCCUUCCAGGAAAUCCGACUGGCCAGCACUCAGCUGGGAAAAGAGAAUGAAGAAAUGAAACGAAGGAUGCAAGAAUACAGUGAACGAUACGGCGAGACGACAUCUAAACUAGAUUAUGGGAAACUCAAAAAACUUCUGCAGGCAGCUGAAACUGAAAAAACCAAACUUCAAGCUGAGGUCACGAAGCUGAAAAAAGAACUGGAGAACUUUGACCCAGCAUUUUUUGAUGAAAUCGAAGACCUGAAAUAUAACUACAACUUAGAGGUGAAGAAGAAUGUUCUGUUGGAGGAGCAGCUGAAAAAAGUGUGUCAACAAUUUGGGGUAAAGGCAGAAGUGCCCAGUAUGUCUAUCACUUAAUGUGUGGUAUGUAAGUCAUGCUUUUACAGUCACAUUCCUUGGAAAUUUUGAGGAAGGAGUUUCCUUUUAACAAUGAAAUGACACAAUAUUUUUGUGUUAAUAUGUGAAUACUAACUUAUUGGUGUGAGAAUGUAAAUUUGUACGUAACAUGAAAGUUUUUUUCUGUGUACUGUAAGUCACUUUUGUAUUCUGUCAAAUAAAAAAUUGUUGAAUAAAA
Pundamilia nyererei is the source of this 8345-nucleotide messenger RNA. RefSeq names its product centrosomal protein 290 (gene cep290). The transcript is spliced from 54 exons. Gene Ontology annotation, biological process: non-motile cilium assembly; kidney development; camera-type eye development. Bases 11 to 8128 code for a protein of 2705 amino acids. Lineage: Eukaryota; Metazoa; Chordata; Actinopteri; Cichliformes; Cichlidae. Gene Ontology annotation, cellular component: ciliary transition zone; centriolar satellite. The record is from RefSeq and is a predicted model, not a curated record.